UAUAUAAACUCAGAGUCUGUCGUGUUCAGGACGACUCACAGAAUCUUACUUCUAAUCAGCAUCAGCUCCACAGAGACGGCGAGAUGAUCGUCACUACCCCUCUCGGUGUGUUCGUGUUCGUUACAGCGCUGAUCGUCGCUGAAGGCUCCUGGGGCUCCGAUAAAGGAAACUCAUACAGUUAUGACCUGUCGAAGAUGUCGGACCUGAGGAAGCUCUACAACUCUAAAGUUUAUCAGGCUGAUCGGAUGACACGCCCACUCGAGGGGCUGAGCUUCCAGGCAGGAGUACUCAGUCACUCAGGAGUCAGAGUGACUCUGGCAGACGGCACUAAGUGGUUGGUGCAUAAAGGAGACGGUUUCGGUAUUUCCUCUCAGACGGUGGUGGUGGACGCGCGACACAUGAGCAGAAGCUGGAAGAUCAGGGAGACUAAAAACUUCGGCGGCAGUAAGACGGUGUCGGAUUUUGUGAAAGCAGGAGGAACUGAUUACAGUCUGCUGUUCAAUAACUGUCACAAUGCCGCAGGGAGGAUGAUGGAUAAAUAAACACACUGAAAUACACACUUCUGAUUCAGUCACCACGCUAAACAUGCUAAACACGCUAAACAUGCUAAACACGCUAAACAUGCUAAACACUUCAUUUUAAUUUUUCCCUUCUGAUUGCUCAACACUUAAACAUUACAGCUGUUAUCGCAGAGAACAAAAAAUAAAAACAUCUGGAGUUUUUUGUC
Messenger RNA from Pangasianodon hypophthalmus (striped catfish), 727 nucleotides. RefSeq lists its product as uncharacterized. The transcript has 4 exons. The record is from RefSeq and is a predicted model, not a curated record. NCBI's taxonomy places the organism in Eukaryota, Metazoa, Chordata, Actinopteri, Siluriformes, Pangasiidae. Bases 84 to 542 code for a protein of 152 amino acids.